Molecule: messenger RNA, 744 nt
Organism: Passer domesticus (house sparrow)
Lineage: Eukaryota; Metazoa; Chordata; Aves; Passeriformes; Passeridae
Exons: 6
Coding region: 62-712 (216 amino acids)
Source: RefSeq, a predicted model, not a curated record
CUUUCUAGACUGGGAACGUGACUUCCAUCACUGGGAAACACUGUUAAAGCACAGUUUAAGGAUGUUGGAGCUUGGUGAUGGUGAACCUGAUGAUGAAGACGAUCCUGAUGACGAAGAUAAUACUUUUGAUGAAGACGAUCUGAAUUCCCAACCUGUACCCAUUACUGAGCCUCUGAGAGAUGCUGAGGAUGUGUCUGCAGGGAGGACUUUGGUGGAUGUUGCACACAAGCCCCGCUCCCAUCGCAGGGGUCCUCCAAGAAGGAAGAAGAAACCUACAGGAGCUCGUAAGUCCCUGGACCAUUCCAAACAUCUGGAACAAAAACGGAGUGGUGUGGACAGCCAGAGUGAUGCAGCCGAGACCUCAAGAGAUUCUGACUACACUUGGAAAAGCAUGAGAAGAGUUUUCUGCUGGGGAACACCUUGUUUGAUUAAGUUGAUGGCCAUUGUGGCUGGUGCAGCACUGUGCCUGCUUUUGUGCUCUGCUGGAAUCUGGUAUUGCUGGACGAGAAAAUGGUGCUCCUGUGCAUGUUCAGAAGACGCACCUAAAAACAGAGGCAAUGAGAACCUGAAACUUUAUCCCAGUUCUUCACUUCUGCCCCUGUCUGCCUUGCCAUGGCUGCAUCCCCGCCAUGAGGCCAUCCCAAAACCCACCCCUCCUCAACGAGACCCUCUCCCCCUGAGUCCCCUGGUCUUGUUCCCCGGCCAGGAAUGAAGGUGGGCAGCCCUUGUCUGCCAGGGCAGAGC